AUGUCACCCCAAGGUGCCAAUGCACCCCAGGUGCCAAUGUCCCCCCAGGUGGCAGUGUCCCCCAAUGUCCCAAUGUCCCCCCGGGUGCCAGUGCCCCCCCAGGUGGCAGCGCCCCCCAGGUCGCAGCGCCCCGUGCCCCCGCCGCGGGCGCGGAUUCCCGAGCGGUCGCGCGUGGGGAGCGGGGCCGCAGCGCUGACUCAGCUCCUGCGGGCGCACAAUGGGAGCGCAGGACAAACAGGUGUCCUGCUGGCCGCGUGCCACGCGCUGGACAACAGCACGGCCGGCCGGAGCGCCCCGGUGGCGGCGGCCGUGAGGUCGCACUUCAACGAGUGCCCGGACUCGCACCGGCAGUUCUGCUUCCACGGCACCUGCCGCUUCCUGGUGCAGGAGGAGAAACCCGCCUGCGUGUGCCACUCGGGGUCCGUGGGGACACGCUGUGAGCACGCUGACCUGCUGGCCGUGGUGGCAGCCACCCAGAAGAAGCAGACCAUCACAGCCCUGCUCGUGGUGGCCGUGGUGGCCUCGGCCCUGCUCGUCACCGCCUGCGUCCUGCUCCAGUGA
Onychostruthus taczanowskii (white-rumped snowfinch) is the source of this 561-nucleotide messenger RNA. RefSeq names its product transforming growth factor alpha (gene TGFA). The record is from RefSeq and is a predicted model, not a curated record. Lineage: Eukaryota; Metazoa; Chordata; Aves; Passeriformes; Passeridae. Gene Ontology annotation, biological process: epidermal growth factor receptor signaling pathway; positive regulation of mitotic nuclear division; positive regulation of cell population proliferation. The transcript has 5 exons. The coding region runs from base 1 to 561 and encodes 186 amino acids.